CGAACUUCGCGGCUACAACUUCAACUCUCAUUCUGUCUUACUCCCCAGAAAUUAGGGUUUUCAAAUUCCAUGGAUCCCCAUCCUCGCCUCGAUGACGAUGAUGAUUUCGGAGGUGACUUUCCGGGAACUAGCGGUGCACGCCGGUCAGGGAAUAAGAGAAGCUUUGGGGAGAUUGAGGACGAAGAUGACUUCUUUGGCUCAAAGCAGGCUAAAGCAAAAGUCGAAGAAACUGCUCCUGGUGUUGCAACAGGAAUGAUUUUGUCUCUGCGUGAGAGUCUCCAGACGUGUAAGGAUGAUCUUGCAAAGUGCCAAAUGGAACAUGAUGCUGCAAAAUCUGAGGUUCAAAAGUGGCAUUCUGCAUUUCAGAAUGAACCCUUCAUAAAUCCGGGGACUUCUCCUGAUCCUACAUUAGUCAUCAAUUAUCUUCAGACCCUGAAAAACUCUGAGGAGUCCCUGAAAGAACAGUUGGAAAAAGCAAAGAAAAAGGAAGCUGCAUUCAUAGUUACAUUUGCAAAACGGGAGCAGGAGAUUGCAGAGCUCAAGUCUGCAGUUCGGGAUCUUAGAGCUCAACUCAAGCCACCAUCUUUGCAGGCAAGAAAACUAUUGCUUGAUCCAGCAAUUCAUGAAGAGUUCACUCGUCUAAAGAAAAUGGUUGAGGAGAAAGAAAAAAAAUUGAAGGAGUUCCAGGAUAAUGUCGCUGCCAAUAAUUUUACUCCACAUAGCAAGAUGGGAAGACAAUUAAUGGCAAAAUGUAAGACCCUGCAAGAGGAAAAUGAGGAGAUCGGCAAUGAAGCAUCUGAGGGAAAGAUGCAUGAAUUAUCCAUGAAACUUGCUUUGCAAAAGAACCAAAAUGCAGAACUUAGAAGUCAAUUUGAAGCAUUGUACAAGCAUAUGGAGGGUCUCACAAAUGAUGUGGAAAGAUCAAAUGAAAUGGUUGCUAUCAUGCAAGAGAAGCUUGAACAGAAAGAUAGUGAAAUUAAAAGAUUUACGGAGGAGCUUGAGCAGAAGAUCGUAGUGGUGGAGGAGAAAAUUGAUCCAGCUUCUGAUGAUGGAAAAUCUAGCGAUGAAGUAAUAGUAUCUGAAGAAGCCGAUGGCUCGGAUAAUAAAGAUCUGUAGGCUAUUGUAGUUUCACUAAUCCUGUUGUAUGUACAUUUAUCAUCAAAAUUUUGGAACUAAAAUUUGAAAUUUUAGUGUUGUGGAAAUGCAAUGUUUUGGGAG
Molecule: messenger RNA, 1218 nt
Organism: Argentina anserina (silverweed cinquefoil)
Lineage: Eukaryota; Viridiplantae; Streptophyta; Magnoliopsida; Rosales; Rosaceae
Product: FKBP12-interacting protein of 37 kDa
Exons: 14
Coding region: 70-1116 (348 amino acids)
Biological process (GO): regulation of alternative mRNA splicing, via spliceosome
Cellular component (GO): nucleus
Source: RefSeq, a predicted model, not a curated record